Messenger RNA from Astyanax mexicanus (Mexican tetra), 2962 nucleotides. RefSeq names its product gamma-aminobutyric acid receptor-associated protein. NCBI's taxonomy places the organism in Eukaryota, Metazoa, Chordata, Actinopteri, Characiformes, Acestrorhamphidae. Gene Ontology annotation, biological process: autophagosome assembly; cellular response to nitrogen starvation; macroautophagy. The transcript is spliced from 5 exons. Gene Ontology annotation, cellular component: autophagosome membrane; autophagosome; cytosol. Gene Ontology annotation, molecular function: GABA receptor binding; ubiquitin protein ligase binding. Bases 150 to 518 code for a protein of 122 amino acids. The record is from RefSeq and is a predicted model, not a curated record.
UGAGUGAGUAUUGGGACAGGGCCGGGGCAGGGCGCUGCGCUGUGUGUUGUUAGAGGUUGAGUUUGAGGUUCAGGGUUUAGUAUCAGAGGUUGAGUUUGAGUUUUAGGAUCAGGGUUUAGUACCGUUAUCUCGGAUUUAGACCAGUAAUAAUGAAGUUCGUGUAUAAGGAGGAGCACCCGUUCGAGAAGCGGCGCUCUGAGGGGGAGAAGAUCCGCAAGAAGUACCCGGAUAGAGUCCCCGUGAUUGUGGAGAAAGCCCCCAAAGCCAGAAUAGGAGAUCUGGACAAGAAGAAAUACCUGGUGCCAUCAGACCUGACAGUGGGACAGUUCUACUUCCUGAUCCGGAAGCGGAUCCACCUGAGGGCGGAGGACGCGCUCUUCUUCUUCGUCAACAACGUCAUUCCUCCAACCUCCGCCACCAUGGGUCAGCUGUACCAGGAGCAUCACGAGGAGGACUUCUUCCUGUACAUCGCCUACAGUGACGAGAGCGUAUACGGAGAGAGAGAGACGCCCGUCUAACCCCACAGAUAUACCCUCUCAACCCCCAGACCUGCUACACACACACAUACUACACACACUAUACACACUGUUACACACAACAGUAAAAAAACAGUCCAGUGGAUUAGUGUAUAUUUACUCCUCUUUCACUUCCUCUCUCUCUCUUUACUUUUCUUCUUCCCUAUUUUUGCCACUUUUCCACUGAAUGGUACCAACCCAACUCAGCAGAUGUUAUAUUUACAUUACUGAUUUUAUCAUACAGUGAUUUAUCAUACGAAACUUAGCACACAGUAAUUUUUCGUAUGGUAAUUUAUCAUAAGGAUUUACCAUACGUUAAUUUAUUGUACGGUAUAUUAUAUGUAAUUUAGCACACAGUUAAUUUAUCGUAUGUUGAUUUAUCGUAUGGUGAUUUAUCGUACGGUAAUGUAUCAUACAAUGAUUUAUUCUACAUAAUUUAGCGCACAGUGAUUAUUGUACAGGGAUUUAUCAUACAGCAAUUUAACAUACAGUGGUUUAUGGUACGGUAAUUAAUCGUACGAUGAUUUAUCAUACUGUGAUUUAUCAUGCGUAAUUUAGCGCACAGUGAUUAAUUGUAUGGUAAUUUAUCAUACAGUAAUUUAUCGUACAGUAUGGGGACUUGAGUACUUGUUUUGUUUGCUGGAUUGUUAUUUACAUUUACUGCAUUUAUCUGACUCUUUUAUCCAGAGCGACUUUUAUGGUUAUUCCUGUUGCAGGUGGUGGUGUUAUCCACUGCACCACACCCAACAAUUAAUUAUGCUAGUAUUGUUAUGCUAGUGUAUUAUUAUAGUAUCAGGAUGAGCAUAAUAUCAUUAAUCGUAGUAAUGUUUGAGACAAUAUAUCAGCCUAAACAAAAACAUAAGUCGGAACUAAAAUUUAGAGUAUUGCAGCGCUCUGAUUGGCCGGAGAGAGGAGUCACACAAAUGCUAAUAAAAAUGCUAAUAAUGCCCCCGAAACUAGUAGUGUAAAAGCCAGCACACGCCUCCUCCCAUACAUGUGAAGUCAGACACCGCCUGACUUCCAACUGCAACCAAUCAGCAUGCUCAGAGGAAAUCGCCGGUGUUAUGCCGAAUUCAGCACCCCCGCCAGGAAAAGCACCCUGGCUGUACCAACCUGCAUCACAAUGUAUGAGGGGAAAGAGCGCCACCUACUGUACUCUCUCCCUCUCUCAGACUCCGGCUGCUGAUGGAGAAACAGCAUGACGUUUUUAUUUCACUAUAGGUACCAUGCAGUGGAACAGUUUUUAUGCCCCGCCCCCUCACUUACUCUCUCUACUUUUAGCUCACUCUCUCGCUUUCUUUAUAUCGUUACAUUUUUUCUUUUACUCAUAUUUUGUAAUUUAUUUUUUGUUUAAUUUCUUAAAUUUUUCUUUAGUUUCCACCUCAUUUCACAUCACACACUUACUUUCAUUUACUUUUGUUUUCUUGCUUUUUAAGCACACUUCCUGUAAAUUUGGGUUUAUUUUUCUUUUCUUUUCUUUUUUUUAGUUUGUGUAUUCUCUCAGUUUUAUAUUUUGGGUUUUUUGGGUUUUAUAUGUUAUAAUUUUGGACAGUCUGUGGUGAAACUGGACUCUCUGUUUAUUAAUGUUUAUUAUUUCCUGUUUUUCACAGACAGACUUUAGAAACUGUGCUUUAUCUGAUCAGUGUCUGAUCAGCGUUUAUAAACUCAGGUCUGAUUACACCUGCUGUUAACCUGCACUUUCAAUCUGGAUUGUAUCUGGAUCUGCUUUGGCUGGAUUCUGUUCACACAGGUUGUUAAAAUCGUGUAAUCAGAUAUCAGAUUUAAUUUUUUCAGCAGAUUUAUUCCUCUGACAAAAAAAAACAAUUUAGUCUGUGUUCAAUUGUAUUUACACUCGCAUAUUAAAUGUGGACGAGAUUAAUCUGGUUUCAGUGUUCAGAUUGUGAUCGAAUUGGGACCUAAUCAUAAUCUGAUAACAGUGCAUUCUUUGGGGCUUUUCAUUCAGACAAGUUAAAUCCAAACUAAAUCUGGUGUACGUCUUUUGGACGUAUUUUCUUUUGCUGGACAAAAUCUGAUUACAGAAAGAUCACUCUGUUUAUAUUUAAUUACAUUCACACUUACGGUGUUAAAUGUGGAUGAUACUGAUCUGGUUUAAGUAAUUCAAUCAAAUACGAACACAGUUCAUCCUUUAAUGGGGGGUUGUUUAAUGCAAUCAUCUGAAAUCCAAACAUGAUCCCAUUACCAAAAACGCAGGAUAAUACCCGAUGUAAUCAGACCUACUGAGUCCUGAGAUAGAGAUAUUAUGAUCCGAUAUGAUGGUGAUGAUAAUGUUAGUGAUAAUGGUGGUGAUGACGUCAAUGGAUGAUGGUGAUGAUAAUGAUGACAAUGGUAAUGGAAACAGUGAUAAUGGAUGAUGAUGAUGAUAAUGAUGAUGUUUUUGUUUCUCAGCUUCAUCUCACAUAUCUUAUAAUAAACCUGAUAGAAAAACA